CAACUUCUGAAUUUGGAGAGCGAAAUUAAAAAACAACAACAAAGCAGAGUAAAUGCACUCAGGCAUAAAUCCAGUUGCAGAACGGAAUUGAAAAUUUUAAUUAAAAUGGUGCAUACAUAGUAUUCGUCUAAAAUUUGCUAAGCCUCAAUCGAAUAAAUUGUAAAAAACACACACAAAUUAAACAAUAAAAGUGGGAUUAGGAAAGUGCCACUGGCAAUCGUAUGUGGCGUGAAAUCCAAUAAAAAUUAAUAAAACUUGCCACCUUUUGAUUUGCAAAAUUUUUUAUGAAAAUCCCAAAACUACUUCAUCAGCGCUUUUUCAAUAGAACUGCUGCCGUUAUAACGACCAACGUUAUAGCUCACCAAUUUGAAAUCAUUUUUUUUUUUUCAUGGCAGUCCAUUUGCUGUUCGCUCGGAAUUGAAUUUGUUUCAAUGAAAUUCUAAACAAACAAAAAAUACACACGUGUAGAGCAUUGUGCUUGUUCUAUUUAGAAUAGCACGCGAAUUUGAAUUCGCCAUAUCGAUUAUUCUGCUGCUAGUUAACAACUUUGUGCGCAUUUCUGCGUAUUCGCCGGUUGAUGGGCGCUUUUACUUUGGCGGAUGUUGGCAAAAUGGAGCGUUGUCGAAAUUGGUUCUGUGCGCGUAGUAAUAAUAAUGACUAUGCCGAGGUAGCUGUAAAUGAUCCGCUAAAAAAUCUAACCAAUUCCAUUUCGGAUACAAUACGCGACCAUGUACGCGACAUGAGUAGUAGUAAUGGUGGUACCGCCAUAACCGCACAAUCAGCAGCCACCGCCACAGGCACAGCCACAGCCACAGGCACAGUCAGCGCCAGCGCCGCAACGGCGGGAACGACAACGUCAUCAUCAACAACGGCCUCGCAUGUGGUAACCUUUUUGGAUGAUAUUGGUGCGAGCGGCAGUAAUGGUGCGGUUACGACGAGUAGUCGCGUUGUGAGUCACACAGAGUUGCAUACACCGCUAGCCGAUGGUAAUUUAGAUGUUAUCGAAGCGGUGGAUGAUUUUGCCAAUGGCACGGGCAUCGGUUUGUCGCUAUGCGAUGAUAGUGUACCGUCGUCGAAGAAUUGCUAUCGUCUCAUUAUGUUGGGCUCAUCACGUGUGGGUAAAUCAUCGAUUGUGGCACGAUUUUUGGGUAAUCGCUACGAGGAGGCAUACACCCCAACCAUCGAAGAUUUCCACCGAAAACUCUAUCGCAUACGGAAUGAUGUCUAUCAGUUGGAUAUAUUGGACACGUCGGGCCAUCAUCCAUUUCCAGCGAUGCGGCGUUUAUCCUUCAUGACAGGCGAUAUUUUCAUCCUAGUCUUUAGCAUGGAUUCACGUGAGUCCUUCGAAGAAGUAGUGCGAUUACGUGAAAAUAUACUCGAAACUAAAUGGACAGCGCUUAAUCCUGGAUCGGGAAUGAAGAAGAAAAGUUUGCCAAAAAUACCAAUGGUUAUAGCUGGAAAUAAAUGUGAUCGUGAACCCAAAAAAGUUCAACUCGACGAGGUGAUGGGCUAUAUUGCCGGCCAGGAUAAUUGUUGCGUCUUCGUCGAAUGUUCGGCGCGACAAAAUUUCCGCAUCGAUGAUCUCUUCUAUGCUUUGUUUAUGGUUUCGAGUUUACCAUUGGAAAUGGCACCGAAUCAUCAUCGACGCGUAGUGUCCGUAUUCGGAGCGCCAUCGCCAUUGCCACCACACACGACUGCGGGUGGAUCGAAAAAGAAUGCACUCUCUAUAAAGCGACGUUUCAGUGAUGCCUGCGGAGUGGUAGCACCGAAUGCGCGUCGACCCAGCAUACGUACCGAUCUAAAUUUGAUGCGUUCGAAGACGAUGGCCAUGAAUGAGGGUGAUGGAGCGGGUGUGGCGCGUAGAAAUUACUGCGUAUUAAUGUAAAUGGCGAUAGUAGUUAUAUGUACAUACAUACAUACAUAUGUAUGUAUAUUUGAGCGAUGAUUUCAGUAUGUGAUACAAAUCGUAGAGCGUUCUAGUUAAACCCAAGCACAUAUUUAAGUAU
Messenger RNA from Rhagoletis zephyria (snowberry fruit fly), 2006 nucleotides. RefSeq names its product GTP-binding protein Rhes. Gene Ontology annotation, biological process: signal transduction. Gene Ontology annotation, molecular function: GTPase activity; GTP binding; G-protein beta-subunit binding. The record is from RefSeq and is a predicted model, not a curated record. Lineage: Eukaryota; Metazoa; Arthropoda; Insecta; Diptera; Tephritidae.